CGCAGCUAGCCGUUGUGACGUCACAUCCAAACAAGAAACAUUUUGCUGGUGAUUAUUGCCGGAUGGUUCAAACUGAGUGGAUUUUCUCUUGAUAGCCAACUUGUAUCAUAAUGUCUCAGGAUCCGUGGUUACAGAAUUAUGAUGCCACAUGUCGCUUGGCACAGGAAAUAGCAGAAAACAUUCAUGAACGGAACAGGCAGCAGAGAACCGGGGGAAACCCUGCAAAGAUCAACAUGACACUACGGGCAUCACAGCAGAAGCUCAAACAGAAUAUUGCUCAGCUUAAAGAGGGUUUGUUGAGAGCAUCAUCAACUCGACGCUUAAUGCAGCCAGAAGCUGAUAGGAGGCAGAACCUUAUUGAUGACCUGCUAACCAGAGAGAAGCACCUUAAUGCCACCUUCAGAGGAGACAUCACAGAGUCGGAAUCUUCCAGGUCAACAUUGAUGGGCACAGGGGCAGGAUCAAGUGGAGGUGUUACAGCCAAUCCCUGGCUGAUCAACGAAACAGAGGAGACCAAAGGGCUGAACUUUGGAGAGAUCAAACAGCAGCAACAACGAGUAAUAGAAGUCCAGGAUGCAGGCUUGGAUGCACUAGCUGCUGUCAUCAGCAGACAGAAGAUAAUGGGCCAGGAGAUUGGCAACGAGCUGGAUGAACAAAAUGAAAUCAUCGACGACCUCUCGCAUCUUGUGGACAAGACGGACGACAGGAUUCGUAACGAGACACGCAGGGUGAAGCUUGUGGAGACAAAGUCAGCCUCCUGUGGGAUGCUGGUGGUGAUCGUCCUGCUUCUUAUAGCCAUCGUAGUGAUCGCCGUGUGGCCUGUGUAGCUGCCGAGGACAGCAGUGAACACGGACCUGUGCUGAACAACCACUACAAUGACAGUUUACCGCAGAAUACCAGUUUGAAACCUUUUGCAUCUACAGUACACACACGGACAGUCAUUUAAACACUGUCUCUCAUCAGAUUUUUUGUUUAUUUUCAUCUUUAUCUUCACAUUGAGACAAAGGUCACUGGUUCCUGCCCAACCAAGCUAAGGUUGGUCGGUUGGGUGAACGGCAGAAGAUUGUCUCUUUACAUAUUGCUUAGGUGUAAAUUAUUCUUUAACAGUUAACGUGUUGUCUGGCUCAUCACAUUCUCAAUGUAUCAAGAGUUAAAUUAUUUAGAGGAUUGUAAGCCUUUUGAAAAAAUGUUUUGUGGCGAAUGUUGACCCAACAGCAGGACGUCCCGCGGGGAGCCGGAGCUUUUCUUUCACCAGGCUGUGAGCGCGGUCCGCGCUGAGGCUCUCACUGGGUGCAGUUAUUCCGCAAGCUUUGCAAUAUUCACACUCACUUAUAUAUUUACCCAUGCAUUACUGUAGCAACUGUAAUGCUAUCAUUUGUCUUGGGAUUUUAUAACAUUUAUAGAAUAGCUCUCAGCCAAAACAAACACCUUGGCUGUGUAACUAACAUGGCUGUUUUCCUUCCUUGUAAAUCAAUUCAGCUUGUAAUUUCUAAUAAAUGACAUUUCCAGUUAAUAGUC
Molecule: messenger RNA, 1518 nt
Organism: Cottoperca gobio
Lineage: Eukaryota; Metazoa; Chordata; Actinopteri; Perciformes; Bovichtidae
Gene: stx8
Product: syntaxin 8
Exons: 8
Coding region: 111-827 (238 amino acids)
Biological process (GO): intracellular protein transport; vesicle fusion
Cellular component (GO): endomembrane system; SNARE complex
Molecular function (GO): SNARE binding; SNAP receptor activity
Source: RefSeq, a predicted model, not a curated record